AUGUCGGAACCGGAAUCUGCUACCGCCGCUAUGGGAAUCGGCAGCGUGCUAAACACCAAGGGCGCCCAGGCUAGUGCCGCCCAACUCGCACAAGCGGCUCAGGCUGCUCAGGUUGCGCAACCGACACAGCAGCUUGAACAAUCUGCUCCUGUUCCCCAACUGGCUACACCUGAACAGCAACCCUCGCAACCGCUCACACAACAGCAACUCAUGGAGCGUGCCAGCUCGCCGCACGCUUCCGUGAAGUUCGAACCCAGCAUGUCCUACCCUUCGCCGACCGGUAUGGGAACCGCAAUGCCCGUUCCCACUGUUCCUAGCGCACAGAUGGCCCCUGGUGGACAAAUGGCUCCUAAUGCGCAGAUGGCCCCGAACCCACAGAUGGCUCCCAACACUCAGAUGGCUCCCAACCUCCAGAUGGCGCCCAAUCCACAAAUGGCUCCUAAUGCUCAGAUGGCUCCCAACGGACAGAUGGCUCCUAAUGCCCAGAUGGCUCCCAAUGCUCAAAUGGCACCUGCACCGAUGGGCAUUCCUGCUAUGCCUACCGUACCAGGUGUCCCGUCAAACAACGGAAUGGUACCUACUCUCCACCCUUCUUACAAGCCUCCGGUGGAGGGAGGUGCGCCACCGGGGCCGCCUCCGAAGGCCUACGCGUGUUCCACCUGCGCCAAGGCUUUUGCACGGAGAAGUGAUCUCGCUCGUCACGAGCGAAUUCAUAGCGGGAUUCGCCCUCACGUCUGUGAUUAUCCCGGCUGCGGGAAACAGUUUAUCCAGCGAUCAGCGCUCACAGUCCAUCAGCGCGUGCACACGGGAGAGAAGCCCCAUCAAUGCGAGAGAUGCGGCAAGCCCUUCAGCGACAGCAGUUCUCUUGCGCGUCAUCGCAGGAUCCAUUCUGGAAAGCGUCCCUACAAGUGCCCAUACAUGGACUGCCAGAAAACGUUCACUCGUCGCACGACACUGACGAGGCACCAGAAUCAUCAUACUGGCACAGUUGAGGAAUCUGCCAAGGCUACAGCGGAGGCUCUUGCUAGGGGAACGUUGGCACGGACUAAGGAACGAUCGGAGAGCGAGCAAAUCUCCAAUCAGGCGACGCCAAUGACCACUCCCUCACCGGCACAGCGGCCCUUGUCGUUGUCCCCAAGCGCGGGAUUGGCCAACAUGGAGAUGCAGUAUCUGCAAAACAACACUCUUCCAGCCCACCUUCGUGGAGACGUUCAUGUCCCCAACGCACCAACGACUUCGCCGGGCUACAGCAACGGACUGACCCGGCCCACGUCGCACCCCACCGGGUAUGUUCCGCCCGCAACAAUGGAGCCUACUGUUGAAACUCAGCAAGGGCCCGGUAGUGUGGCCGGCAGUCCCCAGAUUGGAAGUGCAGGUUGGGCGUCUCCUGGUGGUGUCGGAUCUCCAGUUCAAAGCCCCAGCGGUAACGGCUAUGUUUAUCCGGAUCCAGAACCCUUUCCCGGCGCCAGUGCCGGUCAGAUGUUCUACGACAGUGCGGUUGGGACUGGGAGACGUCUCGGGAGCGGGGAACCGCAGAACCCCUCCUAUCAUACUUAG
Neurospora tetraspora is the source of this 1557-nucleotide messenger RNA. RefSeq lists its product as uncharacterized. NCBI's taxonomy places the organism in Eukaryota, Fungi, Ascomycota, Sordariomycetes, Sordariales, Sordariaceae. The record is from RefSeq and is a predicted model, not a curated record. Gene Ontology annotation, molecular function: DNA-binding transcription factor activity, RNA polymerase II-specific; RNA polymerase II cis-regulatory region sequence-specific DNA binding. Gene Ontology annotation, cellular component: transcription regulator complex; chromatin; PcG protein complex. The transcript has 3 exons. Gene Ontology annotation, biological process: regulation of transcription by RNA polymerase II. The coding region runs from base 1 to 1557 and encodes 518 amino acids.